AUGAGAUGGAUUGUUGUUAUUAUUAUUUUUGGGGGUGUGAUGAGAUAUGCUAGCACUCGAUUUAUAGGGUGUUCACCUCCUCCAACUAGGGAGUUCAAACUCAAUACUUAUGGGGCAGCUAAAGUGAACACUAACGUAGCUAGUGGAGGGGGACUUAUCAAAGAUGAACAUGGGAACUGGAUCAAAGGGUUUUAUAGGAAUAUUGGGACAGCAUCAACGGUUGAAACAAAGUUAUGGGCUCUUUGGGACGGUUUGCGAUUGGCCUUGGAACUGGAUCUGAAAGGAAUUCAUGUGGAAACUGAUGCUCAAGUUACGUCAAACUUGCAAAAUUCAUUCGAAAAUCAUCAUUUCAACAAUCUUAUUUCUGAUUGUAGGUUCCUUAUGAGCCAACUGGAAGUAGCGAAUGUUGAGCACAUUUUUCGAGAAGCCAACAAAUGCGAGGACAUUUUAGCUAAUUAA
Messenger RNA from Camellia sinensis, 459 nucleotides. Lineage: Eukaryota; Viridiplantae; Streptophyta; Magnoliopsida; Ericales; Theaceae. The record is from RefSeq and is a predicted model, not a curated record.